CUGAAAAGAUAAUAAAAAAAAAAAAAAAAAAUAAUAAAAAAUGAUCAAAUUCGUACUUUUGUCGGUAUUUUUGGCGCAAUUUGUCGCUGCAGGUCCCAUUGAAGAAGAUCACGGACCAAAAUUAGAAGAAGUCAAUAAAUAUUUGUAUGGCGAACCUCAUCCGGAGUGGUUGAAGUACGUUGAUGACGAAGGAAAAUUCGAUCCAAAAUUGUUGCCGAAAAGCAAAGCUCGUACUAUCGUUGGUGAUCUCAUCAUGCCCGCCUUUGAUGCUGAGAAAAAGGUCAAAUUUUGGUUAUACACGAAAAAAGAGCCCGUUCGUCGUCAAAUUUUGCUCGAAGACUUGGAAUCGCUCAAAGAAUCGACUUUUGAUCCAACUCACCCGAUCCGGUUUUUGGUGCAUGGCUGGCAAAACGACGAAACAUCAGACAUGAUUCAAAUGAUCAAAGAUGCUUACCUCAAAAAAGCCGAUUUUAACAUUUUUGUCAUCGAUUGGGGCAAAGGCGCCAGCAGCAUCAACUACUACGGAAGUCGUCAUCGUGUCGGAGAUGUUGCCGAAGUCGCAACUCGCUUCAUCCAAUUCUUAAUUACGAAUUUCAACGUGAAAACGAAGGACAUUCAGAUGAUCGGACAUUCUCUUGGUGCCCAUAUUUGCGGUUUAACAGGCAAAAACUUCGAAGACGACAAAAUUUCAGUGAUUGUUGGUUUGGAUCCCGCUUCUCCGUUGUUCUCGGUGAAGAAAUAUUACAACAGAUUGGAUGUCGACGAUGCGGAAUAUGUCGAAGUGAUUCACACGGCAGCUGGUAGCUUGGGUUUUGACGAACCAAUUGGCACAGCAGAUUUUUAUCCCAAUUUCGGACGAAGUCAACCGGGAUGCGGAUGGGAUUUGACGGGCGCUUGUGCUCAUAGUCGUGCCUACGAGUACUUUACAGAGUCGAUUUUGAGCGAUGUGGGUUUCUGGUCGAAUCAGUGCGGGGAUUACAGCACGGAAAUUAAGAAGGAAAAAUGUUCGCCGACUGGAGCGGUUGUUACGCUGGGCGGAGAUCCGUUGCAUGUCAUGAGAGCAGUUGGCAAUUAUCACUUGGAGACGAACAAGAAUGCACCUUAUGCUCUUGGGUUGACGGAAAAUAUUUUGAGAAAUUGAGUUGGGAAAUUUGUUUGCUAUUAUUGAUAAUAUUUAUCAGCAACGAAUUUUUGUUAUCUUCUUCUUUUGUAAAAAAA
Messenger RNA from Culicoides brevitarsis, 1218 nucleotides. Its product is annotated as phospholipase A1 VesT1.02-like. Lineage: Eukaryota; Metazoa; Arthropoda; Insecta; Diptera; Ceratopogonidae. The transcript is spliced from 2 exons. The coding region runs from base 41 to 1141 and encodes 366 amino acids. Gene Ontology annotation, biological process: lipid catabolic process. The record is from RefSeq and is a predicted model, not a curated record. Gene Ontology annotation, molecular function: lipase activity.